This is a messenger RNA of Perognathus longimembris pacificus (Pacific pocket mouse), 1757 nucleotides long. It is a transcript of the gene Rps6kb2, whose product is annotated as ribosomal protein S6 kinase B2. Gene Ontology annotation, biological process: signal transduction; protein phosphorylation. Lineage: Eukaryota; Metazoa; Chordata; Mammalia; Rodentia; Heteromyidae. The transcript is spliced from 15 exons. Bases 124 to 1581 code for a protein of 485 amino acids. The record is from RefSeq and is a predicted model, not a curated record. Gene Ontology annotation, molecular function: ATP binding; protein serine/threonine kinase activity.
UUUUGCGUCACGGCGUGGGCCACAUCUGUCGCGGAAUGAUGAUGUGCGCGCCAGGCCCGGGGCUGUCAGUCAGUCGGAGCUCGGCUUCGGCGUCGCCGAGGGUCCUGCGGGGCCGGCGCGGCCAUGGCGGCCGUGUUUGAUCUAGACCUGGAGACCGAGGAAGGCAGCGAGGAGGAAGGCGAGCCGGAGUUCAGCCCCGCGGAUGUGUGUCCCCUGGCCGAGUUGAGGGCUGCUGGCCAUGAGCCUGUGGGACAGUAUGAGGAGGUGGAGCUGACCGAGACCAGUGUGAACGUGGGCGCUGAGCGCAUCGGUCCCCACUGCUUUGAGCUGCUGCGCGUGCUGGGCAAGGGGGGCUACGGCAAGGUGUUCCAGGUCCGAAAGGUGCAAGGCACCAACUCGGGCAAAAUCUAUGCCAUGAAAGUCCUGAGGAAGGCCAAAAUCGUGCGCAAUGCCAAGGACACAGCACACACUCGGGCUGAGAGGAACAUUCUGGAGUCUGUGAAGCACCCGUUCAUUGUGGAACUGGCCUAUGCUUUCCAGACAGGCGGCAAGCUCUACCUCAUCUUGGAAUGCCUCAGUGGUGGUGAGCUCUUCACACACCUGGAGCGAGAGGGCAUCUUCCUGGAAGACACGGCCUGCUUCUACCUAGCGGAGAUCACACUGGCCCUGGGCCAUCUCCACUCCCAAGGCAUUAUCUACCGAGACCUCAAGCCUGAGAACAUCAUGCUCAACAGCCAGGGCCACAUCAAGCUGACAGACUUUGGCCUCUGCAAGGAGUCCAUUCACGAGGGCGCCGUCACGCACACCUUCUGUGGCACCAUUGAGUACAUGGCUCCUGAGAUCCUGGUGCGCAGUGGGCACAACCGUGCGGUGGACUGGUGGAGCCUGGGGGCUCUGAUGUACGACAUGCUCACUGGAUCGCCACCCUUCACCGCAGAGAACCGGAAGAAGACCAUGGAUAAGAUCAUCAAGGGGAAGCUGGUGCUGCCGCCCUACCUCACUCCAGAUGCCCGGGACCUUGCCAAAAAGUUUCUAAAGCGGAACCCCAUCCAGCGGAUAGGAGGCGGCCCUGGGGACGCUGCUGACGUGCAGAGGCACCCCUUCUUCCGCCACAUCAACUGGAAUGACCUCCUGGCCCGCCAUGUGGACCCUCCUUUCAGGCCGAGUCUGCAGUCGGAGGAGGAUGUGAGCCAGUUUGAUACCCGCUUCACACGGCAGACGCCGGUGGACAGCCCGGAUGACACGGCCCUGAGCGAGAGCGCUGACCAGGCCUUUCUGGGCUUCACCUACGUGGCACCCUCUGUCCUGGAUAGCAUCAAGGAGGGCUUCUCCUUCCAGCCCAAGCUGCGCUCCCCCCGGCGCCUCAACAGCAGCCCCCGUACCCCUAUCAGCCCCCUCAAGUUUUCCCCUUUUGAGGGGUUCCGGCCCAGCCCUGGCCCACUGGAGGCCAUGGACCCACCUCUACCUCCACUUCUGCCGCCCCCAUCGCCGCCGCCACCCUCGAGCACUGCCCCGCUCCCCAUCCGGCCCCCCUCAGGGGCCAAGAAGGCCAAGAAGGGCCGCGGGCGCCCCAGGCGCUAGGAGGGGGGUGAGGCCCCGUGCCGGCUGUGGCCGGAGACCGAAAGGAGUCUGGUGAGGAUGCUGAGCCCCAGAAUCAUGCACAUGGAUUGGCCGCACACUGCAGCAGGCAUGGGGUCCCCCUGUGGGGGACGCCCCACUUAGCUGUGCCCGUGUAGAAUUAAAGGACUGAAUCAUGG